This is a messenger RNA of Lampris incognitus (smalleye Pacific opah), 4080 nucleotides long. It is a transcript of the gene kcnt2b, whose product is annotated as potassium channel subfamily T member 2. Gene Ontology annotation, biological process: potassium ion transport. Lineage: Eukaryota; Metazoa; Chordata; Actinopteri; Lampriformes; Lampridae. The coding region runs from base 227 to 3565 and encodes 1112 amino acids. Gene Ontology annotation, cellular component: membrane. The transcript has 25 exons. Gene Ontology annotation, molecular function: intracellular sodium-activated potassium channel activity. The record is from RefSeq and is a predicted model, not a curated record.
UUGCAAUACACCGCGAGGGGAACCGAGGAAGUUGAUUAUGGGGUGUCAUGAGUUGUGUCAUCCGUCUGAAUUGUAAAUAGCAAAGGGAGGGAGAGUUUGUUGUUUUUUUUUUUUUUUCUUCUUUUCUUUUUUUCUGGGGGGGGGGGUUGUCUCUCCACAGCGUGUGGAGGCACGGUUUUUGCGUUCCCUUCUUUGUCUGUCGCUUUCGGCGCAGAGGAGGGGGACAAUGGUGGAGCUGGAGAAGGAGGUGCUGCCGCUGCCGCCGCGGUACCGGUUCCGAGACCUGUUGCUUGGGGACUGGCAGAGCGACGACAGGGUGCAGGUAGAGUUCUAUGUGAAUGAGAACACUUUCAAGGAGCGCCUCAAGCUGUUCUUCAUCAAAAACCAAAGAUCCAGUCUCCGCGUACGAAUGUUUAACUUCUCUCUGAAGGUGCUGAGCUGCAAUGAUUUCCACAGGGCGAUCCAGCGGACGCACUCAGCCAUGUUUAACCAGGUGGUGAUACUCAUCAGUACGCUGGUCUGCCUCAUGUUCACUUGCAUCUGCGGUAUUCAGCACCUGGAGCGAGCGGGCAACAACCUGACCCUGUUUGACUCCCUCUACUUCUGCGUGGUCACCUUCUCCACCGUGGGCUUUGGAGAUGUCACCCCCAAGAUCUGGCCCUCACAGCUCCUGGUGGUCAUUAUGAUCUUUGUGGCGCUCAUCGUGCUUCCUAUCCAAUUCGAGCAGUUGGCCUUCCUGUGGAUGGAGCGUCAGAAGUCGGGGGGGAACUACAGCCGCUACCGGGCCCAGACGGAGAAACAUGUGGUUCUGUGUGUCAGCUGCCUCAAGAUUGACCUCCUCAUGGACUUCCUCAAUGAGUUCUUCGCUCACCCCCGCCUACAGGACUACUACGUGGUGAUCCUGUGCCCGGCAGAGAUGGACGUCCAGGUGCGUCGGGUUCUCCACAUCCCUCUGUGGGCCCAGCGGGUCAUCUACCUCCAGGGCUCUGCCCUCAAAGACCAGGACCUGAUGAGGGCCAAGAUGGAUGACGCCGAGGCCUGCUUCAUCCUCAGUAACCGAUUCGAAGUGGACCGCUUUGCCGCCGAUCAUCAGACCAUCCUUCGAGCCUGGGCAGUGAAGGACUUCGCCCCGAACUGUCCCCUUUACGUCCAGAUCCUCAAGCCCGAGAACAAGUUCCACGUCAAGUUUGCAGAUCAUGUGGUUUGUGAAGAGGAGUUUAAAUACGCCAUGCUGGCUCUAAACUGUGUGUGCCCUGCCACCUCCACCCUCAUCACUCUAUUGAUCCACUCCUCCCGGGGACAAAACGUGCCCCAAGAGGCCUUCAGGCAGCGUACGGGAGCCUUUCAGCCUCUCAGCAGGGAGGGCGGGGCAUGCUCGGCGGACCAAUGGCAGCGCACCUACCGCCGCUGCUCAGCCAAUGAGGUGUAUCACAUCCGUCUGGAGGAGAGCAAGUUCUUUGGGGAGUACCAGGGAAAGAGUUUCACCUUUGCCUCUUUCCACGCCCAUAAAAAGUAUGGGGUGUGUUUGAUUGGCGUGCGCAGGUUGGACACCACCAACAUCCUGCUGAACCCCGGUCCCUGCCACAUCAUGGGGGCCUCCGACACGUGCUUUUACAUCAACAUCUCCAAGGAGGAGAACUCGGCGUUCGUCAGGGGCCAGGGGGAGCCCACGCGGGGUGGCCCGGGGGGUAACGCCAGAGGAAUGCAACAGACCAUCUACCACGGUCUCACCCGCCUGCCGGUCCACAGUAUCAUCGCCAGCAUGGGCACCGUGGCUAUCGAUCUACAGGACUCCAGCGACAGCAGCCCAGAAGGCCAGGAGCCGGGAGGCGUGGGGCUGGGCAGCGGAAGAGGCAGCAGGAGCAGCAGGAGCAGCUCUAGGACUGAGAUGGGGGUCGCCAACACCUUGUCCCUGCCGUCCGUGACCGACUCGGCCGAGGAGAGGCGGCACAGCAUUGCCCCUGUCCUGGAGCUGGUGGAUGGGGUCAACAACCCCACCUUUGACCUGCUGGGUGACCAGUCAGAGGAUGAGGGGGCAGAGGAGGACAAAGAGGACAGCGACCAGGAUGAGAGGGCCCACUGGUGGGGCGGGCAGUGCGAGUGGGUGAAAGGGUACCCGCUGAACUCACCCUACAUCGGCAGCUCCCCAGCUCUGUGCCACCUCCUGCAGGAGAAGAUGCCUUUUUGCUGCCUGCGCAUGGACAAGGCCUGUCACCACAUUCCUUUCGAGGACGCUCGUUCCUAUGGCUUCAAGAACAAGUUGAUCAUCGUGUCGGCGGAGAGCGCGGGGAAUGGUUUAUACAACUUCAUCGUCCCCCUGAGGGCCUACUACCGCCCCAGGAAGGAGCUCAACCCCAUAGUGCUUCUGCUGGAGAGCAUACCUGAGGCGGAUUUCCUGGAGGCCAUCUGCUGGUUCCCCAUGGUAUUCUAUACAGUGGGCUCCAUCGACAAUCUGGACAGUUUGCUGCGAUGCGGGGUGACUUUCGCCGACACCAUGGUGGUGGUUGACAAGGAGAGCUCCAUGAUCGCUGAAGAGGACUACAUGGCCGACGCCAAGACCAUCGUCAACGUCCAGACCCUCUUUAGGUUAUUCCCAGCUCUUAGUAUCAUCACGGAGCUCACGCACCCGGCCAACAUGCGCUUCAUGCAAUUUAAAGUCAAAGACUAUUACUCCCUGGCCCUGUCCAAGCUGGAGAAGAAGGAGCGGGAAAAGGGCUCCAACCUAGUCUUCAUGUUUCGGCUGCCCUUCGCAGCAGGGAAGGUGUUCAGUGUUAGCAUGCUGGACACGCUCCUCUACCAGUCUUUUGUGAAAGACUACAUGAUCUCCAUCACUAGGCUGUUGCUGGGUCUGGACUCCAUGCCUGGCUCAGGCUUCCUCUGUGCCAUGAAAAUCACAGAGGAUGACUUGUGGAUUCGUACCUACGGCAGGCUCUACCAGAAGCUGUGCUCCUCGACUGGGGACAUCCCAAUAGGAAUCUACCGUACCGAGGCCCAGAAACUUCCGGUCUCAGAGUCCCAGGUAUCCAUCACGGUGGAGGACUAUGAGGACACCAGAGAGCCCAGAGAGCCCCUGCUGUCCCGGAUGGGCCCGCACCGCAACUCCACUUCCUCGGAGCCCAUCUCCUCCACUUCCUCCCACUCCUCAGACCACCCGCUCCUCAGGAGGAAGAGCAUGCAGUGGGCACGGCGGCUGAGCAGGAAAGGUGGCCGGGGCCCGAGCGGGGCCAAGGGGGGACCUGGCAGCGCGGCUGAGAGGAUCAGCCAGCAGAGGCUGACCCUGUUCAGGCGCUCCGAGAGACAGGAGCUCAACUCCCUGGUUCGAACACGAAUGAAACACUUGGGCCUCUCCCCCAGCGGCUUCAACGGGAUGACGGACCAGGAAAACCGUUUGUCUUACAUCCUCAUCAACCCCUCUCCCGACACGCGGCUGGAGCUGCACGACGUAGUGUACCUGAUCAGACCGGACCCCCUGUCUCUGGUGCCCAACCAGGGGGGCUGCAGGAAGAGCAGCGGCGCGCGCAUGGAGAGCCAUCGGUUCGAUAUGCAGGACAGCACCCACCUGUGAGCGGGCAAAGACGGCAGGGCAAUGCGUCGGCGCUGCCACAGAAGGGGGGGGCGAAGACGGUCAGAAAGAAAGAGAGAGAGAGAGAGAGAGAGAGAGAGAGAGAGAGAGAGAGAGAGAGAGAGAGAGAGAGAGAGAGAGAGAGAAAGCGCGAGAGACGGAAAUGGUUGAAUCGGGGAUACGGCGACACGAGGAUGGAUACGGCCGGAGUAGCUUGGAUGCUUGGCUCGUACCGCAUCCUUUCUUCAGCUCCCGGUCCUGGUGAACUCACAGGACCCACACCCGUGCAUGGACCUCUUUAAUGACGAUGGGAUGGGGGGGGUUUAUUUUAUUUAUGCACCUUCUUAUUUUCAAAAUGGAGAGCUGGGGACACAAAAGUGCUUUUACUGAAUGUUUAUUUAUAUCUGCGUAAGUGUAUAGUACGCACCGCUUUAUCUGUGUACGUACUGUGAGUGUGUGUGUGUGUGUGUGUGUGUAUCUAUACAUACUGUGAGUGCGUGUGUGUGUGUAUAUCUAUA